Parnassius mnemosyne (clouded apollo) is the source of this 609-nucleotide messenger RNA. NCBI's taxonomy places the organism in Eukaryota, Metazoa, Arthropoda, Insecta, Lepidoptera, Papilionidae. The record is from the annotation of a GenBank genome assembly.
AUGGCAAAUUUAAAAUCCGAUUUGGAUGACUACUUGUUGCAAAACGAGAACCGAAGAAGUUACAAAUUUGGAUUACCGUCAUUCUCAACGCCAAGUUUCUUGUCUCGAAGCAACGAUGAAUCUCCAACUAGUACUAGUUCCACGAGUACCUGGUUUCAGAGUGUCCAAAAGGAAUAUUUUACUUUGAGUCGGACACAAAGAUUCUUGGGCUUUGGUAUUUGCUUGUGCCUUGGUAUAUUAUGCUUUAUUCUUUCAUUCCUAUAUAUACCACUUUUAUUACUAAAAGCCAGAAAAUUUGCAUUACUAUUUACUCUAGGGAGUUUGUUCUUAAUUUUCAGUUUUAGCUUCCUUUAUGGACCAUGGUCUCACUUCAAGUCGUUAUUCUCCAAGGAGAAAGCCCUGACAACUUCCUUAUAUAGCUUUACACUAAUAGCAACACUUUAUUGUGCUUUGCACUUACAAAGCACUCCGCUGACAAUAGUCUGUGCAGUGGGACAAGUCUUAGCACUCUUGUGGAUGAUGAUGGGCUCAAUACCUGGUGGCUCUUCGGGGAUGAGGUUCUUCGGCAAUAUGUUCAAGUCAUCAGUGUCUAAUACAUUGCCAAUAUAA